Molecule: messenger RNA, 913 nt
Organism: Gasterosteus aculeatus aculeatus (three-spined stickleback)
Lineage: Eukaryota; Metazoa; Chordata; Actinopteri; Perciformes; Gasterosteidae
Source: RefSeq, a predicted model, not a curated record
GUGUGUUAAUCAGUAGGUGGCGGUAAUGCACCCAAACGCUGUUUGACAACUCUGAAUAACAAACAGACGAAGAAGAACACGCUUAAACUCCACAGAAGAAGACGACGCUUCACAAAUGGCGGGUACUUCCAAAGAAGAGCAGCUCGUCCGGCGCGUUUAUGCUGCAUUACAGGCGGCGUCUUGUCCCCUGGUGGACGGUCUGUACCUGCAGGAGGCCGGCAGCAUGCUGCAGCUGCUCUGCGCUCCCUCUCAGCACCGCACCGACAUCCUGAAGUGGAUCUGCAGCAGUAUCAACCCAAGCUUUGCCCACUCCAAGGCGCUGGUGCUGAGAUCCAGCAGCCCAGAUGUUCUGACCAAAGAAAUAGCCGUGCUUGGGCAGGAGCUGAUGCUGUGCAGGGCCGACGACCUGGACCUGAUCAGGGGUGAAGCGAGUUCCCACAGGCAGCUUCGGUUCCUGGAGCAGCUUUUAACUUUAGUACCCGGCUGUGAGAAGUCAGCUGGAGGCCGAGUGGAUCCCGAGGUGCUGCUGAGCGAGCUCUACGCAGCGGAGAAUCUGCUUCACCUCUCACAGAUGCUCCGACCCGCCCUGGACCCCUGGCCUGCACACAUCAAGGCUUUACGCAACGGCGCCACGUCCUCCCUGAAGCCAAACAGGAAGGAGGCCGGCGACGUGGCCACCCUGCUCCAGCUGACCCGGUCGGCCCUGGAGCAGCUGCAGUCUCAGGUACGAGGCCUCCUCCCUCCUGCAGGUUGUGACCCGCAACUGGACCCCAGCGCUGCCUCAGGAAUAAGCUCUGUGAGCAUGAAUCAGGCUGCCUGGCUACAGUCCUCACUCCGGGAAUGUGAAUCUUUGCCGCCUGGCCGAGCGGAUUCAGUAGAUGCUGUGACUGCACAUGCGCGCUGGGCGCACUAG